AUGCGCCGCGUCGCUUCGGUCCUCCUCCUCUGCACUGCUGUGCGAGGAGCGUGGUUUGGCGGGCCGGCACACGUGCACUCGCGCCCGUCAGCGAUCCAGUUCUGGGCGCUCGAUGUGAGCGCGGGUGCCGGGUCGCUCUCGUCGCCGGUGCGCAACGAGCACUACCGGAACGCGUCGCGGGCAAUCGUGCUCGGCGAGCGGUAUGGGUCAAGGCUGGCGACCGGGCUGCCGCGCUGGCUGCUCCUCUCGGUCGUGGGCAUCUCCUCGCGAGAGCUGACGAGCCGCGACGUGCGAGACCGGCUGGUGCCGGCGCUGUACGAGAGCCGCGACGCGCAGGAGAAGGCGGCCUCGACCGCCGAGCGCCUCCGGCGCAACCUCGACGACCGCGUGAGCCGUAUCAUCCGCGGCGUGACCACGCGCCGGCCGGGCGAGGCGGCGCUGAGCACCCAGGCGAUCCUCGACAAGUUCCUGCAGGAGGAGCGGGAGGAGCUGCAGGCGUCGAUGGGGUCGGUGCAGGACGUGGUCGAGAACGAGCUGACCCGGGCCCUCACCGAGGUCCUCCAGCUCGAGCUCGCCGAGCGGCUCGAGAAGACGGCCUCGGCGGCGGUCCAGCUCAACGUGUCGCUGGUCGUGCUGCGCAGCCCGCGCCUCGCCUCUUCGCGGCUCGAGAGGUGGACUUCGCUCGUCCUCGCGCCGUGGGCCGACCGUUGGCUCGAGGCGAACGGCGAGCGGUGGGCGGCGCUACAGAGCCGGCUGCUGCAGCGCGACUACGCGCCCGAGGCGCUCGCUCGAGCCGCGACGCGUCGUCGCUGUGGAGUGCGUCUCCUCACCCUCGCGUUUGGCCGUGCUCAGGCGCUCUCCUUCCCCGAGGCUUUCUCUCGCCUCACCGGCUCUCCUCCUCCGGCGGAGCUGCUGCGCGCACUGCCGGUGCUGCAGAGGCAGCAGGUGCUGCUGCCGGCGCGCGACUUGGCCCGCAAGACGAGCGGGUGGCUCGACAAGGCGUCCGCUUGGCUGCUCGCGAUGGCGGGGUCUGUCGAGCGACUCGAGCCGGCGGCCGCGGAGCCCGAGGAGAGCGGCGCAGAGGAGGAGGAGGGGGAGGGCGGGCCGGCGCGGUUCCCGAAAGCGAUGCGAGGCUGGCUCGAGGAGCGGCGCGCCUCGCUGCGGCGCUUUCGACGGCGGUGGUGGCCGAGUCACCCACGGCAGCGGCACGCGCGGAGGGACGGCGACGGGUCGCAGCGGCGAGGAGUAAAACGCGGUGAGGGGGAGGGCUCAGCCGAAACAAGUUUUCGGCACCAGCAGGCGGUGGCGGUGCCAGUGGUGGAGGCGACCGCGAGAACUGAGGAGGAGGGGUCGUAG
Molecule: messenger RNA, 1356 nt
Organism: Emiliania huxleyi CCMP1516
Lineage: Eukaryota; Haptophyta; Isochrysidales; Noelaerhabdaceae
Exons: 3
Coding region: 1-1356 (451 amino acids)
Source: RefSeq, a predicted model, not a curated record